Molecule: messenger RNA, 381 nt
Organism: Linum trigynum
Lineage: Eukaryota; Viridiplantae; Streptophyta; Magnoliopsida; Malpighiales; Linaceae
Source: the annotation of a GenBank genome assembly
AUGCCCAACCCGCCAUCCGUCCUGAGGGGCAGGGAAUCGCUCAAAACACGCCAUCUCGAAGGUAGAGCGAGAUCCAAAACGCAUCGCGGGACAUGGGUCAUUCAAAACGCUACCACGAAGCGGAAUGCCCAACCCGCCAUCCGUCCUGAGGGGCAGGGACUCGCUCAAAACACGUCAUCCCAAAGGCAGAGCGAGAUCCUAAAACGCAUUGCGGGACUUUGGCCAUUCAAAAAGCUACCACGAAACGGAAUACCCAUCCCGCCAUCCGUCCUGAGGAGCAGGGACUCGCUCGAAACAUGCCACCCAAAGGGCAGAGCGAUGCCCCAAAAACAUUAUGAUACUACCCCUUACGAGAUCCGCAAACGCAAGAAGAGGGAAUAA